Molecule: messenger RNA, 366 nt
Organism: Monoraphidium neglectum
Lineage: Eukaryota; Viridiplantae; Chlorophyta; Chlorophyceae; Sphaeropleales; Selenastraceae
Exons: 2
Coding region: 1-366 (121 amino acids)
Biological process (GO): double-strand break repair; DNA-templated DNA replication
Molecular function (GO): DNA binding; DNA-directed DNA polymerase activity
Source: RefSeq, a predicted model, not a curated record
AUGCUGGGCCGCCGCCGCAACCUGCCGUCUAUCAGCAGCCCGCGCGCCUUCGAGCGCUCGCGGGCGGAGCGCGCGGCCAUCAACACGCCGAUCCAGGGCAGCGCCGCCGACGUGGCGACGGCCGCGAUGCUGGCGAUACAGCGGGACGAGUGGCUGCGGGAGAAUGGCUGGCGACUGCUGCUGCAGGUCCACGACGAGGUGAUGCUGGAGGGCCCCAAGGAGAGCGCGGCCGAGGCGCGCCAGCGCGUCAUCGCCGCCAUGGAGAACCCCUGGGCCAACCUGGGGCACAGCUUCGAGGGCCGGCCGCUGCGGGUGGAGCUGGUGGUGGACUGCAAGGCUGCGGACACAUGGUACGACGCCAAAUGA